GAGAAGAUGCAGAUGGAGCUGAGCCACAAGAGAGCUCGAGUGGAGCUGGAGCGGGCGGCCAGCACCAGUGCCAGGCGCUAUGAGCGCGAGGUGGAUCGCAACCAGGAGCUCCUGACGCGCAUUCGGCAGCUGCAGGAGCGGGAGGCUGAGGCGGAGGAGAAGAUGAAGGAGCAGCUGGAGCGCCAUAGGCUGUGUAAGCAGGGCCUGGACGCCGCCGGCCAGAAGCUGCGGGAGAAGGAGGACGGCCUGGCCGCGGCCGGCGAGACCAUCAGCGCGCUGAAGGCGAGGGUCUCCGAGUUGCAGUGGAGCGUGAUGAACCAGGAGAUGCAGGUGAAGAGCCUGGAGUCUGAGAGGCAGGAGCUCAAGGAGCAGCUGGCCUUGCAGCACAAGAAAUGUCAGGAGGCUAAUCAGAAGGUUCAGGAGCUCCAGGCCAGCCAGGAAGCGAGGGCCGACCAGGAGCAGAGGAUCAGGGAUCUGGAGCAGAAGCUGUCCCUGCAGGAACAGGAUGCUGCGGUCGUGAAGAAUAUGAAGUCUGAGCUGGUGCGGCUGCCCAAGAUGGAGAGGGAGCUGAAGCAGCUGCGGGAGGAGAGCGCCUACCUGCGGGAGAUGCGAGAGACCAAUGGGCUGCUCAGGGAGGAGGUGGAGGGGCUGCGGCGGCGGCUGGGACGGCAGGAGAAGAUGCAGGAGAGUCUGGUCGUCCUGGAGCUGGAGAAGGAGAGGCUGCUGGCAAAGCUGCAGAGCUGGGAGCGGCUGGAGGAGACCACGGGCUUGAGCAUCAGGACCCCGGAAGACCUUUCCAGGUUCAUUGUUGACCUGCAGCAGCGAGAGGUGGUCUUGCAGGACCGGAACAACACCAUCACCAGCAGCGCCCGCGGGCUGGAGAAGGCCCUGCAGCAGCUUCAGGAGGAGGUCCGCCAGGUCAGCAGCCAGCUGCUGGAGGAGAGGAAGAAGCGGGAGACGCAGGAGGCCCUGGCGCGGAGACUCCAGAAGCGGGUCCUGCUGCUGACGAAGGAGCGGGACGGAAUGCGCGCCAUCCUGGGUUCCUACGACAGCGAGCUGACCGCGGCCGAGUACUCGCCCCAGCUGACGCGUCGCAUGCGUGAGGCCGAGGACAUGGUCCAGAAAGUGCACGCGCACAGCUCAGAGAUGGAGGCUCAGCUGUCACAGGCCCUGGAGGAGCUGGGAGGCCAGAAGCAGAGAGCGGACAUGCUGGAGAUGGAGGUGAAGAUGCUACAGUCUCAGUCCAGCACCGCCGAGCAGAGCUUCCCACUGUCCAGGGAGGAGGCAAGCUCGCUCAGGUUGAAGAUUGAGGAGCUGGAAGGGGAGCGCAGUCGUCUGGAAGAGGACAAGAAGAUGCUGGAAAUGCAGCUCGAGCGGUUCACCCUGCAGGGCAGCUACGACCAGAGCAGAACCAAAGUGCUGCACAUGAGCAUGAACCCAGCCAGCGCGGCCAAGCAGCGGCUCCGUGAGGACCAGGUCCGGCUGCAGGAGGAGUGCGAGCAGCUACGGGAGCUCGUGCGCGCCCUGGAGCGAGGCGGCCCCGUCCCUGCCGGCCUGGAGGCCGCCGCCAGUCUGCCUUCGUCCACGGAGCUGACAGAGCUGAGGAAGCAGGUGGAGAGCGCUGAGCUGAAGAACCAGCGGCUCAAGGAGGUCUUUCAGACCAAGAUCCAGGAGUUCCGGAAAGUCUGCUAUGCGCUCACGGGCUACCAGAUCGACAUCACCACGGAGAACCAGUACCGGCUGACGUCCAUGUACGCGGAGCACAAAGCCGACUGCCUCAUCUUCAAGGCCACGGGACCCUCGGGCGCCAAGAUGCAGCUGCUGGAGACGGCAUUCUCACACUCAGUGCGGGAGCUCAUCGAGCUGCACCUGCUGCGCCAGGACAGCAUCCCGGCCUUCCUCAGCGCCCUCACCCUCGACCUCUUCAGCCGCCAGACCGUGGCCUAGCCUGCAGCCGUGCGCCCCGGCGGCGGCCGCACCUCAGCUCCACGGUGCACGUGGGCAGCCGCCCCCAUGCACCCAGCCCGGCCCGGGCCGCAUGCUGCCCCCUCUGCCCAGGACCCCUGCCAGCUGCCCGGGGGCCCAGCUGCCUGGGGGCCCAGCUGCCCGGGGGCCGCCCGCUCUGCAGGGCAGGGGCGCCGCCCUCCUCCUUCCCCAGGAUGUGCAGUGCUGCUGCUCUGACCCGAGGCCUGGGGGCCGAGCCGUCCCAGCCCGCUUCCAGUCCCCGCCCCGGCAUGGGCCCCCACCCACGCACCGCUCAAAACCAGCCAUGUCGGGGGGCUGCCAGCCAACGUCCCUGCUCCCCCUGAAAUAAAUUUUGCUCCUUGGCCACC
Messenger RNA from Neomonachus schauinslandi (Hawaiian monk seal), 2333 nucleotides. RefSeq names its product mitotic arrest deficient 1 like 1 (gene MAD1L1). The transcript has 16 exons. The record is from RefSeq and is a predicted model, not a curated record. The coding region runs from base 7 to 1947 and encodes 646 amino acids. NCBI's taxonomy places the organism in Eukaryota, Metazoa, Chordata, Mammalia, Carnivora, Phocidae. Gene Ontology annotation, biological process: attachment of mitotic spindle microtubules to kinetochore; mitotic spindle assembly checkpoint signaling. Gene Ontology annotation, cellular component: mitotic spindle; nuclear envelope; kinetochore.